Epinephelus fuscoguttatus (brown-marbled grouper) is the source of this 1973-nucleotide messenger RNA. Its product is annotated as signal-regulatory protein beta-2-like. Bases 7 to 1047 code for a protein of 346 amino acids. Lineage: Eukaryota; Metazoa; Chordata; Actinopteri; Perciformes; Serranidae. Gene Ontology annotation, biological process: response to bacterium. The transcript is spliced from 6 exons. The record is from RefSeq and is a predicted model, not a curated record.
AUUAACAUGAAAAUGGUGGUCAUAUUUUAUUUGUUGCUGAUGCUCAGAGUGGGACGAUGCACAGACGAUCACGUCUUUGAAACGACAACUGUUGAAGUUGGAGAUGAUGUCACUUUGAAUUGUACUCGCCAGACAUCUGCCUUGAGGGAAACCUUGUUGUGGAUCAGGCUUAUUUCUGGAAAAACACCUGAAUUCUUGGGAGGAACAUACACCUUUGAUUAUGAAGAUGUUAACAAGACUCCUCACAUUACAGCAAAACAAGAGCCUGGAUCAUUUAUUCUGCAUAUUCAUGACACAAAGCUGAGUGAUACUGGACUUUACUACUGUUUAAAAGUAAGACGGCUGAACAUGACAUUUUCCAAAUCAACACUUCUGAGAGUUAAAGGACCAGAACCUGAUAUCACUGCUGUCACUCAAGACUUUCCAUCUGAUCCAGUCCGUCCAGGAGACUCAGUGACUCUGCAGUGUUCAGUCCUCUCUGACUCUGAGAAGAAAACAUGUCCAGAAGAACAGAGAGUUUAUUGGUUCAGAGCCGCAUCCGAUCAAUCUCAUCCCAGUUUCAUUUAUACCCAAGGAAACAGUAGUGAUGGAUGUGAGAAGAGUCCCGAAGCUCACUCUCCACAGAAAUGUAUCUACAGCUUCUCUAAGGACGUCAGCUCCUCUGAUGCUGGGACUUAUUACUGUGCUGUGGCCACAUGUGGAGAGAUAUUAUUUGGAAAUGGAACAAAAGUGGAUGUUGAAGAGUUCAACAUGUGGGAUCUGCAGAAGGCCAACACACUUCUGUUUCUGUUAUUUGCUGCUUUGGCUUUAAGUCUGACUGUUAUUGCCUUCCUGAUUUAUACCAUCAAGAAGAAAACUUGUUAUCGUUGCAACGCUGCCGUCACUCUGCAAACAAAUGCUGCAAGUCAGCAGAGAGACGAGGACUCGUUGGCUUAUUCUGCACCGACCUUCACCAAGAGGAAACCUGGCCGAGCAGACAGAAGGAAUGUAAAAGCAGCAGAGGGAGAGAGGCCUUACACUGAUGUCAGGACCUUAGUGAGAAAUUAAUAUCUGCUGGAUUUGCUGAUUAAAAAUUAACAUCAUUUUUGUUUGUUACACUGUUGUAAACAUUUACUUCGCUUCGAUUUCACGGCUGAUAAUGGCAACAAUUUUGUAAUUGGAUAACCUUCAAAUAUGUUUAACGUGUCGUUCUGACAUCAUGUUCGGUCUGUUUGCAACCAUUGUGUGACUUUUUAUGCUCUUAUUAUAUUAAGGCUUUAUAGAUUAUCAUGAUGCAAAACACUAUUAUGUUAGUUGCUUUGAGUGAUAUUCUUUUUGCAUGUCUUUUAAUUAAAGUAUGAAGAGGAUUAGUGCUACCACUCAGACAUGCAGGUUGACAGAUUUACCUUGAAGGAGGAGGGAGUUUGAAUUUUGAGGUGAACCAUUUUCAGGUUUUUCAAAAGUUUUGUUUUUGCUUUUCUUUUAAAAUGGCAUAUUUUCUGUCUCAUUUUUAAAUGUUUCCUUGUGAUUUGUUGCUUUUUAAAUAACUAUUUGCACUCAUUGCAGGAUUCAUUGAGUAUGAAAAAAUGAGAUUGGCGAUUGGUCUUUUUUUGUUGGCUUUUUGCCUAUAUUAGAUAGGAUAGUCUAUGUGUGAAAUGGAGAGAGAGGUGGGUUGACAUGCAACAAAGGGCCGCAGGCUGGAAUCUAACCCACGGCUGCUGCGGUGAGGACAGUGCCUUUGUAUAUGGGAUGCCUGUUCUGCCCACUAAGCAACCGGGCACCCUGUGUUUUUCUUUUUCAAUGUUUUUAACACAGUAGAAAUAAAUAAAAUACUUUUAACUGAUGAGACUAAAAUGGCAGUAAUUUCAUAUUGCUUGAUUUUUCUUGCUCAUGUUGAUCUUUUACCACACUUUAAAUCCAAUGAUUUUCACAGUUUGCUAUGAAGACUUAACAGUGAAAGCAUGUUAUAUUUGCUUCUGGAAAAAAAGCAAACA